Molecule: messenger RNA, 1260 nt
Organism: Synchytrium microbalum
Lineage: Eukaryota; Fungi; Chytridiomycota; Chytridiomycetes; Synchytriales; Synchytriaceae
Exons: 7
Coding region: 1-1260 (419 amino acids)
Source: RefSeq, a predicted model, not a curated record
AUGCCAAACCUACUGGACUUGCCGGAUGAGCUACUCUGGAAUUGCUUCAUCCAGACAACACCCACCACUGUAUAUCAGAAACUACCUCUAGUAUGCAAAGAACUGCACGUCCUUGUAAAUGCCAGGAAACCUACUGCUUUGAUUGAACUCAAGGUUGUUGAUUUCGCUACAGACAGAAGCUUUGGCAAGAUGCCUCGCUUCCAAUUCAGAAAGUCGUUCUGUGCGAGAGCAAGUUUAGGUCCUCUGAGACCCGCUGCUGUUGCUGUUGAAGUGACAGUGUCGGAUCUAAUCGUGAAGGCGUAUCUCGAAACCCUUCAAGACUUUUUACGCCCAAUCCUCGAAACACAAGCUGGCAGACCAUUGCUAUUCGAAUUUGCAUCGCUAGCAUUGCAGACUCCAUUAGCUGCAGACGUUAUUGCACGAAUAGCCGAAAACAUUAAACCAAACAAGGUCAUCCUCCCCAGGUGGGACGUGGAUACGCUACGGGCACUACCUGCCACCAUGACAUACAGUCUAGAAAUCGAUGAAACUAGUGCCAAUUUCAUAUUAAAGGAGGCUGAUGUUGAAGUUUUGACGAGAUUCACCAACUUGACCAAGUUGCAUUUGACAAACACGAAGUUCAAACAGUUACGAAAUGGCAUUCAGGAUACCGCAUUGAUUCCAUUACAAAGAACCAAAAUCAAGACUUUGACGGUCAACAGUGGAUCUCAAGUUGCUGGCAGUGUAGAUGGAUUAUGGAAGACCAUUGCUAAUAUUUCAUCAUUGGAGCAUUUUGAUGUUUCUGUGUUUGGCCAACCACAUGACACCAACGUAGCCUCUCAAAAGACCAUGUUUGACUUAUUGAAAAAGAUGAAGAACUUGGUUCAUGCUCGGUUGCCGUCUGUGUUGACUCCAGAGUUCUGGAACUCUUUGCCAUCAUACUUUGCAGAGGAUAGUUUGAUACAGGAGGAAAGGAGGGUAUCUUCAGACGCUCUCCAGCUCAAGUCAUUGUUCAUUCGGCUGAGUAAUCCUACGGAAGCAGAUUUGAUUGUAGUCGUUCACAGUAUAGCACGAGUAUUCCCAUGUCUAGAUUCACUCUCCUUCUGGAUUAAAGGUGGAAGCGUAGAGUACCCUGUCUUUUGGACUAUGGUCGAAGGCCUUGAAAAGAAGACCCAAGUUGGGAGGCUUACGUAUCACUUGCCUGAAGAAUUGCAUGCCAGGCUAGUACCCAUGGUGAUUGUUCCUGCAGCGUUUCGAAUCAAGCUUGAGAUGAAGUCGUAA